Prorocentrum cordatum is the source of this 1456-nucleotide messenger RNA. NCBI's taxonomy places the organism in Eukaryota, Dinophyceae, Prorocentrales, Prorocentraceae. The record is from the annotation of a GenBank genome assembly.
GCCUGCCUUGAGCAGGAGGUGCGCGGCGUGGUCUCUCCCUGUAGAGCCCCGUCGCCUCGGCGGGCACAGAGAGCGGCUCUGUCCCUUUCCCCUCCUUGUCGCGGCCCCUGCGAUGGCGGCGGUGCCCGACGACGCGAAGGCAAUGGAUCUACGGUCCACCAGCGGCGCUGGGCUGGUCAUGGCGAUGGCCGUCCAAGGUGCUGCUCAGGGAGCUGCGGCGGGCGGCGCCUCGCGGCAGGCGAUAGCCGCCGCGGUCGCUGCCGCGCUCCGCACAACAUGGGCGCUGCUGGCAGAGGUCGGCUCCGAGGAGGACGCCGAGCUGGCGAUGCGCUGGCAGGCCAUGGAGCCCGCCAUGCGCCAGCAGCUGCGGGGCGCCCAGCCAGGCGGCGCCGCUCGCGCCAGGCGCAACGUCGGGGCGCACGUCGACCUCGGCAAGGGCGUCGAGGCCUUGCGGCAGGCCCUGGCGCAGCCGCAGCGGGCCCAGCGCGGAGGGCGCUGCGGGCCCCGCGUGCCGGCGCCGCCGGGCCCGGUGGCGGCGGACGCGACGGAGGACUACGCCGACGGCGUCGAGCUGGGGGGCAGCCUGAACAUCGGGGAGCCCGACGUGGACGAGUGCGAGGGCACCGACCAGGUCAUCGUCACCCCCGAGGGCCAGCUGCUGGGCGAGGUUCAGCCCUCCUCGCUUCUCAGCGCGGCGGUUGGCGAGGACUCGGAGCUGGACGUGGACGAGUGCGAGGGCACCGACCAGGUCGUGAACAGCGCCGAGGUGAAGCAUGUUCCUGAGGCGCCGCGGGACGUCGAGCCUGGGGGCGACGGCGGGCGCGACGCUGAGGAGCAGCUGAGGGUCAAAACAGAGGGGGCGUGUGCGGCAGCAGCCGAGGAGGAGGACGAGGGCCUCCCCGACGGCCAAGACCUGCCCGUCGACGGUGUCGACGGCAUCGGCACGGAGUACGGCUGCGCCUUGGAGGGCAAGGAGGGCGAGUGCAUCUUCAGCGACGCCGUGCAGGCUCGCGUGCGGUGCUACUUCUCCUUCGGCCUCAGGGUCGCCUUGCUGCUGGGCGUGGCCUUCUGCCCGUUCGCCAUCUUCGACUGGGGCACGGGCCUCGCGUGCGUCACGCAGCUCGCGGGUCAGCCCUGGCUAGUUUCCGCCCCGUAUGUGAUCGACCUGGGGCCUUUGCCCGACCCGUACCAAGCGGCCCGCCAAGCCUUCCCGAAAGGUGAACGCGAGCUCCAGGACCUGGCAUUGUGGACCCUGGAGGAGGAGCACGUGCUUGAGUUCCUGGUGGAGCGGCGGCGCACGCUGGAGCACGCGCUGGCCGUGGCUAGGCGCGACGGGGUGGCUCGCACCAUCGAGGGCGCCGAGGACGCUGAGGGCAUGGGGUGGUCCUUGCGUCGCCUCUCGGAGGACAUUCGCGAGCUUGAGGCGUUGAGGCCUCAUGGAUUCGAUUCGGGAUAG